AUGCCUGGUUGGUAUUUUAAUAAAAAGGAACUAAGAAACACACCGUCUGCUCAAGAUGGAAUUGAUUAUAAGACUGAAAUGCGUUAUCGCAAAGAAGGAGCCAGACUGAUUAUUAAUACGGGAUCUAAAAUGGAUUUGGGAUACAAUACAAUGGCAACAGGGGUAGUUUACUAUCACAGGUUUUAUAUGUUCCAUUCCUUCAAGCAAUUUCCACGAUAUGUAACUGCUUGCUGUUGCUUAUUCUUGGCUGGAAAAGUAGAAGAAACUCCUAAGAAAUGCAAAGACAUCAUUAAAACAGCUAGAAGUUUGCUAACUGAUCACAAAUUUACUACAUUUGGUGAAGAUCCCAAGGAAGAAGUAAUGACACUGGAAAGAAUUUUACUUCAAACCAUUAAAUUUGAUUUACAAGUGGAGCACCCAUACCAAUAUCUGUUAAAAUAUGCGAAAUGCCUUAAAGGUGAUAAGGGAAAGCUACAAAAAAUGGUUCAAAUGGCUUGGACGUUUGUGAAUGAUAGUUUAUGUACAACACUUGCACUCCAAUGGGAACCUGAAAUAAUUGCUGUAGCUCUCAUGUAUCUAGCUGGAAAAUUGAGUAAAUUUGAAGUAGUUGAUUGGAUAGGUAGAAAUGCAAAACACUGCAGAUGGUGGGAUAUGUUUGUUGAAGAUGUAACUAUGGACCUACUAGAAGAUAUCUGCCAUCAGGUGCUGGACUUGUACUCUCAAAGUGAUAACACAAACUUACCAGAUAGCCCGCCCUUAUCUCAACAUAAAUUAGCAGCGCCGUCUUUAAUAGCUACAAGACCUUCUAAUGGACAAGAAAAACAACCAUCUUCUCCAGACCAACCUCCCCCAGUCAAUACCAAAAUACCCCCACCUUCUGAAAUUCCACAAUUUCCUUACCAAACAUUUACAGGCGCGCCACCUCCCAUUGCUACUUAUCAAGUUCCAACGACGCCUUUUGCUGCUGCUCCCCCUCCCGGAAUUCCAACAUCUCAUGCGCCCCAUUUGGCGGGGCCACCACCUGGACCACCGCCUCAUAUUAGUGCCCCGCCGCCAAGUGUGUUCCCUUAUGUGAGCCAUCCUCCUCCGUUGAUACCUGUGGUAUCGUCUGGAGGGCCGCCUUUUUUCCCUUCCAACGCCCCACCACCCAAUCAGCCACCUCCCCACAGGCCAUACUAUCCUCCUCCAACAUAA
This is a messenger RNA of Psylliodes chrysocephalus, 1194 nucleotides long. The record is from the annotation of a GenBank genome assembly. Lineage: Eukaryota; Metazoa; Arthropoda; Insecta; Coleoptera; Chrysomelidae.